Caenorhabditis angaria is the source of this 461-nucleotide messenger RNA. The record is from the annotation of a GenBank genome assembly. NCBI's taxonomy places the organism in Eukaryota, Metazoa, Nematoda, Chromadorea, Rhabditida, Rhabditidae.
AUGCCAGUUUGGAUAAGAGCAGAUGUCGACAACUAUUCACGCCAAUUCGAAGGCUCUUUCAGACAUCUAGUUAACGAGUUCACUGUGAGUUUCACAAAAUAAACAACUUCCUUGAAUAAUUGUUCACUUAUAUUCAGACUUUGGUUGCCAAGGCUCAAGCAAGAAAUGUUCCAAAUGCAACAAUCGCUGGUUAUCAGCUAGAUUUCAACAAUAUUUCAAGAGAAGCCAAUGAGUUGAUUGUAAGUUUUACUUUUGAUUUGAUCCAAUAAAUAUUAUUGUGUUCUUUACAGAACACCUUUCACUUCGGUCGCUGUGAUGCGGUUUACCAAAUUCUUGUGAGCAUGCAAAAAGUUUACCAUAAGUUGAAUGAAGCUUCUGACCGUGCUGUUAAUACGCCAACAAGAAGAGAGAGACAAGUAGUUCAGCAACAAACUGAAAUUGAAGUUAUUACUUUAGACUAA